Messenger RNA from Sesamum indicum (sesame), 784 nucleotides. Its product is annotated as mavicyanin. Lineage: Eukaryota; Viridiplantae; Streptophyta; Magnoliopsida; Lamiales; Pedaliaceae. The record is from RefSeq and is a predicted model, not a curated record. Gene Ontology annotation, cellular component: plasma membrane. Gene Ontology annotation, molecular function: electron transfer activity.
UGUCUAUAUAAGCUACGUGCUAUGCACCUCUCACUAUCUUUGCACAUUUGAGUUGCUCAAAACAAAUGGCCAAACUCAUUGCCUUUGUUCUUCUUCUACUCAUCUCUCCGGCGGCCUACGCCGCCACCACGCACACCGUCGGGGGCUUGCGUGGGUGGAACACUGGCGUCAAGUACGACGAUUGGGCUAGUGAACAAACUUUUGCAACCGGAGACAGUCUUUUGUUCAUCUACGAUAUCAGUCACACGGUGGAUGAAGUAACCGAAGCUGACUACCAGAGUUGCAGCAGUGCGAAUCCCAUAAAUUCCUAUCCGUCCAGCCCCACCACCGUCCCCCUGAACGCUACCGGCACUAGGUACUUCAUCUGCCCAAGGUCUAACCACUGCUCUCAAGGUAUGAAACUGACUGUCACCGUCAGUGCGGACGGAAGCUCACCACCGCCCUCUGGCGGGGCCAGUCCAUCACCUCCAUCGGGGUCUCCAGAAACUCCAGGGACACCACCUUCUACUCCGUCUUCUCCACCGCCGCCGGCUGGUGGUGGUGCGGCCAGCAUUUUGGGCGGCAGAAACAGUUUGAUGGUUGGAUUUUCACUGGUUUUGGCUGCGGUGGUGGGAAUAAUGGGCUAGGCAAGAGGCAGUGCUUUUGAAUUUUUUAGUGUUGAUUGUGAGUACAUGCGCUGUGGUGAAUGUGAUCACCAUCUUUCUUUACUGUUUGAUCUAUUAAUCUCAUUGUAAUAAUUAUUUGCAGGAAUAAUGUUAAUUAUUAAUUAGGAUUUCUUUUAUUC